This is a messenger RNA of Orbicella faveolata, 1535 nucleotides long. RefSeq names its product D-inositol 3-phosphate glycosyltransferase-like. The record is from RefSeq and is a predicted model, not a curated record. NCBI's taxonomy places the organism in Eukaryota, Metazoa, Cnidaria, Anthozoa, Scleractinia, Merulinidae.
AUUUUAUUGUCCAAACUGCAAAGUGCAAGUGGAUGCAGUUUGUCCAUGUGUUUUGUGAAGAUCUCGGAAAGUUCAAAGCAACGCAAAGUGCCUCAGUGGAUACAAUCGAGGAGAAUGAGAAGAAGCAUAAAAGUGAAAUGGAGUUGUGCAGAGCAGCACAUGUAGUUGUCGCAGUUGGAUCACGGCUACAACAGAAGUACAGCAAAUGUCUUCCAGAUGUUAAGGUUGAGAGAAUCACUCCUGGGAUUUUGCAAAAGUUUUCCAACGAAUCAACGCAGCUGGUAAAAGACAAAGAGAUAAAGAAGUUUAGUGUUUUUAUGUUUGGACGGGCAAGCUUUGAAGAUCGAAUUCUGAAAGGUUAUGACAUUGUUGCAAAAGCCAUAGGAUCCCUUGGCAAAAUGUUUGAACUGACAUUUGUUGGUUCUUCUCCUGGUGAACACAGGAAAAUAGAACAGUGGUUUCUUGAAAACAAAAGCAUAAACCGUAACCAACUAACAAUCCGUAGUUAUUGCAGUGAGCAAGAGGAACUCAAAAUGAUGUUUCAUGAGUCUGAUGUUGUUGCAGUACCCUCACGUACUGAGGGGUUUGGGAUGGUUGCCCUGGAAGCAAUUUCUGCUGGUGUUCCUGUUCUUGUUGCCGGAGAAUCUGGAAUAGCUGAGGCUUUACAAGAAUUAGAAGUUGGGAAGUCUGUCAUUGUUGAAUCAGAUGAUGCUGCAGAGUGGGCACGAAGGAUCCAACAACUGUCCAGCCAAAGUCCAGAAGAAAGAGAGAACAACGCCAAGCUGCUCAGAGACAGCUACGAUCAAACUUACCCGUGGAACAAUGAAUGUGAGAAAUUCAAAAGGAUGAGUCAGGGUUUAGCAGAAAGUUUAAAAGCUUUGAAAAUAGGAAUUGAUGUGGAAACCAUGAAACCUGCGGAACACAACACAGAGACUAGAAAUCCUCUUUCAGCAAUAAAAUCAAAAUGGUGGGUACCAGGGUACUUCUGGAGUACUUCUGCAGUACCUGAGUCAUCAGGAGCUCCCCAAGCAAACAAUGUCAUUCAGCCUGAGGCACAGACAGUCUUGGCUCAAAUUGCUUCAAAGUACUUGGAGGCUGCGCCACCAAGUUGCAAGGAUGACCUUGAUGACUUUAUGACAUUCAUGGGAAACAUGCGAUUCAUUAUCACUGGUAUUGCUAUGGGAAGUUUGCUGAUAACAGUGAGGUGUGAUUCACUCCCAAUCCUGGAGAGAUUGUGGGAAGAUUAUUCUUCAGGUCAUCUUGGUGAUGUGGUUCAAAUGUGUUUCGUUACAGAAUAGAUCUUGACAGAAUUGAGCCUUGCAGAGUUGAAGCUUAAAACAACAAUCUCAAAAGACGAGUAUGAAGCAUGCAAAAUACACUUUGGAAAAGGUCCAGCUCAAGGACUGAAGCUUUUCGUCAAAACAGCGACCAAAAAGACCACAAUCACAUUGAGUGCUUUUCCAGAUGAUUCUGUCCAGGGUGUAAAGAAGAAAAUAAUGGAUGAGGUGGGAAUACCAGGCAAUCAGCAACGGCUU